AUGAGCAGCCCGUGCCUGCUGCGCACUGCCCCCAUAAGCCAACCCCGGCUAAGAGACGUCAAGAUCAGCCUAAAGGCCAGCAGCAGGGAUGCUGGAGCCGUCCGGAGCAGCAAGGAGACCGCAAGCCGACCCUUUACUCCAGCUGAGAAAGAGGCCCAGGUCCGGGUCGGAGCGAGCAGCAGCAGCGGCAGCAGCCGGAGCAGGAGCACCCCACCAGUCCAUCGCGCCCUCAGACCCGAGAGCAGGAAGGCAACAAGCAAGCAGCAGGUACCGGAGCAGCACCCCGAGAGGAAUGGCACCGUCCUGCACAUCCCACCUACCUCGGCGCACACGGGGCUCUCCCCCUUCUCCUCAUCAUCGUCCUCGUCCUCCUCCUGCACGCCGCGGCGUCCGCGGCCCUCUCAAACUCACCCGGACCUGGCCCCCAUCCUCUCCUCCUCCUCCUCUUCCUCAUCAGCCAGGAGCAUGAAGAGGGCGCGCUGGCUUAGUUACAGCACCUCCAACAUCUGCUUCAACUCCAUCCUGGAUGGACGCUUCAGGCAGCUGCAAGAUGAGCGCGAGGCAGUUCAAAAGAAGACCUUUACUAAAUGGGUCAACUCGAUCCUUUCCCGAGUCGGCUGUCGCAUCUCUGACCUCUACCUGGACCUUCGUGACGGACGCAUGCUCAUUAAACUGCUGGAGGUCCUGUCUGGAGAACGUCUGCCGAAGCCCACUAAAGGCCGGAUGCGCAUCCACUGUUUGGAAAAUGUGGACAAGGCCUUGCAGUUUCUCAAAGAGCAGAGGGUACACCUAGAGAACAUGGGGUCCCAUGACAUCGUCGACGGCAACCACCGCCUCAUACUUGGGCUCAUUUGGACCAUCAUCCUGCGUUUCCAGAUCCAGGACAUUAUUGUGGAAACAGGCCAGGCGGACCAGAAGGAGACACACUCAGCUAAAGAUGCUCUUCUUCUGUGGUGUCAGAUGAAAACUGCAGGAUACCCGAACGUCAACAUCACAAACUUCACCACGAGCUGGAAAGACGGAAUGGCCUUCAACGCCCUCAUACACAAACACCGGCCUGAUCUGGUGGACUACACCAAACUGAAGAGGUCCAAUCCAACCCACAACCUCCAGAACGCCUUUAAUGUGGCAGAACAGAAGCUUGGUGUGACCAAGCUGUUAGACCCAGAAGAUGUUUUCACAGAGAACCCAGAUGAAAAAUCCAUCAUCACGUACGUCGUGGCAUUUUACCACUACUUCUCCAAGAUGAAGCAGCUCGCUGUCGAGGGAAAGCGAGUCGGAAAGGUUCUGGAUCAAGCUAUCGAGACGGAGAAGAUGAUCGAUAAGUACGAGACGCUGGCUUCAGACCUGCUGACGUGGAUCGAGCAGACCAUCGUCGUGCUAAACAACAGGAAGCUCGCCAAUUCUCUGACGGGCGUCCAGCAGCAGCUUCAGGCCUUCAACACGUACCGGACUGUCGAGAAGCCGCCCAAGUUCCAGGAGAAAGGGAAUCUGGAGGUGCUGCUCUUCACCAUUCAGAGUCGCAUGAGGGCCAACAACCAGAGGGUCUACACGCCGAAAGAGGGAGCCUUGGUGUCGGACAUCAACAGGGCCUGGGAGCGUCUGGAAAGGGCGGAGCACGAGCGGGAACGGGUCCUGAGGGACGAGCUGAUCCGGCAGGAGAAGCUGGAACAGAUGGCGCGAAGAUUCGACAGGAAGGCGGCCAUGAGGGAAACGUGGCUCCUGGAGAACCAAAGACUAGUGGCUCAGGAUAACUUUGGCUACGACCUGCCAGCCGUGGAAGCAGCUAAGAAGAAGCACGACGCCAUCGAGACGGACAUCACCGCAUAUGAGGAGCGCGUCCAGGCGCUGGUGAACAUCUCCAAGGAGCUGGAGUCUGAGCGUUACCACGACGCCAAGCGGAUCGACGUGCGAAAAGACAAUAUCCUGCGUCUGUGGGACUACUUGCAAGAGCUGCUGAGGGCCCGCAGAGGGCGUCUGGAUAUGAACCUCACCCUGCAGAGGAUCUUCCAGGAGAUGCUCUACAUCAUCAGUUGGAUGGAUGAAAUGAAGGCACGACUGCUCUCUCCUGACUUUGGGAAACACUUGUUAGAGGUGGAGGACUUGCUUCAAAAACACGCUCUGCUAGAGAACGACAUCGCCCUGCAGGCAGAGAGGGUACAGAGUGCCAGUGCUGCUGCUCUGAAGUUUGCAAACGGAGAUAGCUAUAAGCCAUGCGAUCCUCAAGUGAUUCGAGACAGGGUGCAGCACCUCAACCUCUGCUACCAGGAGCUUUGCGCCCUGGCCGCACAGAGAAGAGCUCGGCUGGAGCAGUCCCGCCGGUUCUGGAACGUCCUGUGGGAGGUGGCGGAGCUGGAGAGCUGGAUCAGAGAGAAAGAGCAGCUCUUCUCCUCUCUGGAUUACGGCAAGGACCUGACGAGCGUGCUGGUGCUCCAGAGCAAGCACAGCGCCUUCGAGGACGAGCUCGGAGCUCGCCGCAGCAACCUGCAGCAGGUCUUGGCUGAAGGGGAUAAGAUGAUCCAGGCCAAGCACUUCGGCUCUCCGAAGAUCCAGGAGUGCAUGGACGACAUCAGGAGGCAGUGGCAGCAGCUGGAGGACCUGGCUGCCUUUCGAAAGCAGAACCUUCGGGAUACCCAAACGUUCUUCCAGUUUCAGGGCGAUGCGGACGAGCUUAAAGCCUGGCUGCUGGACGCCAAGAGGCAGAUGAGCAGCGACGACGUCGGUCACGAUGAGUACACGACUCAGCGACUACUGAAAAACCAGAACAACUUGAGAAACGAAGCCAUCAAGAACGGAGCCACCAUCGAUGCGCUGUCCAAACAGGCCAGCGCUCUGCCAGAGGAGCUACAAAACACCCCUGGCAUCCAGAGACGUCUAAAAGACAUCAAGGACCUUUACAUGGAGCUCCUGACUCUGGCUGACCUGAGGCAGAAGAAACUGGAUGACACCAUGGCCCUGUACACCAUCUUCAGUGAGACGGACGCUUGUGAGCUCUGGAUGAGCAUGAAGGAGACGUGGCUGGUGGAUUUAGAGGUUCCCGAGAACCUGGAGGAUUUGGAAGUGGUACAGAACAGGUUAAGCGCUCUGGCUCAAGAAAUGGUGAAUGUUCAGUCGAGAGUAGAUGACGUCAACAAAGCUGCAAAACAGCUUGAGGAGAGCAGACACCCUCGCACUAAAGAGAUCAAGGAAUGCCAGAUGCGACUGAAUAAAAGAUGGGAAGCAUUCAAGGCUAUGGUGGAGGACAAGAAAAGGAGAGUCGAUUCUGCUGUUAGUCUACACAACUAUGGGUUGGAGUGUGAUGAGACAGGAACCUGGAUCAAAGAAAAGACACGGGUGAUCGAGUCCACGCAGGAUCUGGGCAACGACCUGGCAGCUGUCAUGACAAUCCAGAGGAAACUGUUUGGCAUGGAGAGAGACUUAGCAGCUAUCGAGGCCAAGCUCACCUUCCUUAACGAAGAGGCAAACCAGCUGGCCCAGGACCACCCGGAGAACGCAGCAGAUAUCUUAGCCCGCAGGGCGGAGCUCGAUGCAGCCUGGGAUAGACUUAGAAAGACCCUGAAGGACAGGGAGGACUCUCUAGGCGAGGUCAGUAAGUUACAGACUUUCCUCCAAGACAUGGAUGACUUCCAGUCCUGGCUGUUCAAAACCCAGAAAGCUGUGGCAUCUGAGGAGAUGCCCACCUCCCUGCAGGAGGCCGAAGAGUUGCUCAGCCGUCACAACGCUGUGCGAGAAGACAUAAACAACCAUGAAGAGGACUAUCACCGUGUGAGGGACACAGGAGCUCAGGUCACCCAGGGUCAGGAAGAUGAUCCUCAGUACCAGCAGCUGGAGCAGAGGCUAAAAGGGCUGGACCGCGGCUGGUAUGAGCUCCAGAAGAUGUGGGACAGUCGUAGAAAUUUCCUGGACCAGGGUUUGGGCUUCCAGCAGUUCUUGAGGGACGGCAAAGCUGUAGAGGCCAUCCUAAAUAAUCAGGAGUACACGCUGGCCCACAUAGACAAGCCCGACACGUUGGCAGGGGCAGAAAAGGCUUUGAAGAAGCAUGAAGACUUCGUCAGCACGAUGGAAGCCAACGAAGAUAAGAUCGAUGGCGCCCUUCAGGGCGGGCAGCGGCUGGUGGACAGUAACAACUUGCACUCUCCCAAAGUUCAGGAGAAAAUGGACUCAGUCCGGGACAGGCAAAGCAAGAAUAAGAGACGAGCUGUGGAGGUGUCUGAAAAGCUGAGAGAUAACCGUGACCUUCAGCACUUUCUGCAAAACACUCAAGAUCUGACUGUGUGGAUCAAUGAAAAGAUGCUGACAGCUCAGGAUACCUCAUACGACGAGGCCAGAAACCUUCACAGCAAGUGGCUCAAACACCAGGCUUUCAUGGCGGAGCUGGCCUCCAAUAAGGACUGGCUCAAUAAAGUAGAUCAGGAGGGUCAGGAGCUCAUGGAAUCCAAGCCUGAGUUUGAGCCCAUUGUGAAGGAGCGCCUGGCCCAGCUUCACGAGCUCUGGGACAAACUGGAGUCCACGACUCAGGAGAAGGACCGGCUGCUGUUCGAUGCCAAUCGCUCAGAGCUGUUCGACCAGAGCCUGGCUGAUAUGAAGAAGUGGCUGGCCGAGCUUCAGCAGCAGUUGCAGAGCGGAGAUGAGGAUGUGAAAGAUCUCACAAAUGCCAAUAUCCUGCUGAAAAAGCACCAGAUGACGGAGAACCAGGUUCGUGACCGGGCGCGGGAGCUGGACGAGCUCCAGGAGGCUGUCAGGAAGCAUGGAGGAGCCAGGGAGGACCAGCCGGAGCUGGAGGCCGAGCAGCAAGCCCUGCAGAGCGAGUUCCAGCAGCUCCUCACGCCGCUGUCCCACCGCCGAGGCAAGCUGGAGGCUGCCAAAGCCGUCCAUCAGUUUUACAGAGACCUGGCUGACGAGCUCCUCUGGAUUGAGGAGAGGAUGCCCCUGGCAAUGUCACAGGAGCACGGCAACAAUCUUCAAACUGUGCAGAUGCUGUUGAAAAAGAACCAGACGCUGCAGAGGGAGAUCGAGGGCCACCAGCCUCGUGUCGACGAGGUGCUGGAGCGAGGCAGGCGGAUGGCGGCUGCGGCCAGCGCGGAGGACAGGCCGGAGGCGGAGCGGAUCGGGGACCAGAUGCAGGAGCUGGAGGAGGCGUGGGCCCGGCUGCAGGACGAGAUGGCCAAACGGCGGGAGAGGCUGAGCGGCUCCAACUUGGCCCAGCAGUAUUACAACGAUGCUGAUGAGGCCGAGGCCUGGAUAGGAGAGCAGGAGCUCUACAUGAUUGCGGAUGAAAAGGCGAAGGAUGAGCAGAGCGCCAUGCUGAUGCUGAAGCGCCACCUGAUCCUGAAACAGGCAGUGGACGACUACGCCGCCUCCAUCCAGAAGCUUUCCGAUCGCGCGCAGAAGAUGCUCGCAGAGGACCAUCCCGACGGGGAGGAGGUCAUAAGGCGGCAGGGUCAAGUAGAUAAGCAGUACGCAGGCCUGAAGGAGCUGGCAGAGGACCGCAGGAAGAAGCUGAACCACACCUACCAUCACUUCCUGCUGAGCAGAGAGGUGGAGGACCUGGAACACUGGAUUGCAGAGAAAGACGUGGUGGCGUCCUCACAGGAGAUGGGACAGGACCUGGACCACGUCACGCUCCUGAGGGAUAAAUUCAGAGAGUUUACGCGGGACACGGGGAUGAUGGGUCAGGAUCGGGUGGACAUGGUGAACCAGACCAUAGACGAGCUGAUUGAAACGGGCCACAGCGAAGCGGCCACCCUGGCAGAGUGGAAGGACGGCAUAAACGAGAGCUGGGCUGACCUGCUGGAGCUCAUCGACACUCGAUCUCAGCUCCUCACGGCGUCUUACGACCUCCUCAAGUACUUUGAUGACGGAAAGGAGUUGGUGACGCAGAUCCACGAGAAGCAGAAAGAGCUGCCAGAGGACGUGGGAGACGAUUUCAGCAAAGCCGAGUCCUUCCACAGGAUGCACGCUGCUUUCGAGAGAGACAUCACCGCCCUGGGCAAACAGGUGCAACAGUUCCAGGAGACGGCCUUAAGGCUUCGAGCUCAGUAUGCGGGCGACAAACAGGACGCCAUCCAGGCCAUGGAGAGGGAGGUCAUCGAAGCCUGGAAGGGCCUGCUGGACGCGUCCGACGGCCGGCGGGCGGAGCUGGUGGACACGGCCGAGAAGUUCCGCUUCUUCAGCAUGGUGCGAGACCUGAUGGCCUGGAUGGAGAGCAUCAUCCAGCAGAUAGAGACUCAGGAGAAACCCAGGGACGUCUCCUCCGUGGAGCUGCUGCAGAAGUACCACCAGGGGAUCCGUUCAGAAAUCGAAACCAGGAGCCCCAAGUUCACGGACUGCAUAGACCUCGGCAAGUCCAUGCUGACACGCAAGCACCGAGACUCUGCUGAAAUCAAAGAGAAGCUGGUUCAGCUGAUGGAGAAAAGGCAGGAAAUGAUGUUCAAAUGGGACGACAGAUGGGACUGGCUCCGACUCUUGCUGGAGGUGUGUCAGUUUGCACGAGACGCUUCGGUGGCAGAGGCCUGGCUCAUCGCUCAGGAGCCCUACGUGACCAGCAGGGACCUGGGCCAGAGCGUGGACGAGGUGGAGAAACUCCUCAAGAGGCACGAAGCCUUUGAGAAAUCCACCGCCACAUGGGAGGAACGCUUCUCAGCUCUGGAGCGCCUCACUACGUUGGAGUUGCUGGAAGUGAGGAAGCAGCAACAGGAGAUUGAGCAAUUCAUCAAGGACGAGCAGCGCUCAGAUAAAGAAAGCAGGAGAGAAGACACAGGCUUCGUAGAAGAAUCUUCACAACUCUACACUAUUGAGGAACAAGCCCUGUCUGGUGCGAUGGAGCCCAGCUCAGGUCAGCUGGACGGGACUGCUGGUGACUCCACGAUGCCGAUGGUGUCAGAAAUGAGAGAGAGCGCCUCUCUGGAGCUGGAGCCCUCUGUCUCGGUUGUGACUCCCAGAGAACCAGAGAGGGCGGCCACCAUGCCGUCAGAGACCCAGAGGUCGCAGGCAGUGCUGCAGGAGGGCAUGCUCUGCCGCAAGCAUGACGUGGAAGGCUCCGGAAAGAAGGCUUCAAACAGGUCCUGGAACAAUCUGUACUGCGUACUGAAGCCGGGUCAGCUCUCGGCAUACAAGGACUCCAAAAGCUUUGGUCACGGAGUGACGUUCCACGGUGAGGACCCCCUGACCCUCGGCAACGCCACCUGGGAGAUCCUCACCAAUUACAAGAAAAAGAAGAACGUAGCCAAGCUGCGACUUGCAGAUGGCAGCGAGUAUCUGUUCCAGUGUAAAGAUGAGGAGGAGCUCCAGCGCUGGAGCCAGGCCAUGGAGAAGGCCGUUCAGACCCUGGCAGCGGAGGAGGCCCUGGGCCCCUCGGGCUCCAAAACCCACAGCCUGCCCACCGCUCCCUCCUCCUCAACUGCCCUGCCUGAGCCCAGCGCUGCCAAGAAAGACAAGGAGAAGAAGUUCAGCCGCUUUGCCAAGAAGAAGUGAAUGAGAAAGGAGAGCCGCCUGGAGAGGCAGUAGCCUAGGCAACCUGGAAAGAGGAAGUAGUAUUUGUGUACGACCAGUCGGAGCAAGCUUUAUAUCACCCGAUUUCUUUCUUUCUUUGUUGUUUUUUUUUUUUCAUAUGAUUUUUGUGACAAAUAGUGUAGUUUAGGUUGAAAGCCAUCACUAUUGCCUGUAUUUAAGCGAGUGUAUGAUUACAGAAAAAACCUUUUUAUUUGUAUUUAGAAAUGCUAAGGCGAAAGAGUAAAUUAAAAGCACAGGAAUGCUUCACACUCAACCAAAGAUUAUUUGUAAAACUUUUCUUUUUCUUUUUUUUUGUUUACUUCAGCUUCAGUUUCUUUUUGUGUGCUUUGUUUAUGCAUGCUUUGAUAAAAGCCAUACAGGACAUUAAGGUAUUUUCAUCAAUUUGCCUUAUAAAAUGGUUGUGAACUGUAAUACUGUGCUGUUUGAGUUCAGAGCACUAAAUGCUAACGUACCGACGCAGAGUGAAAUACACGGCGUUUGAGAGGAGCUUUGUAAAACGCAGAGACGAGGAAAGCAUGGCGCAGUGCAGAACGGCGCACACACUGCAGGUGUAAUUGCAGUUAUGCAAACUAAACGCUCUAUGCACCGGGAAGAGUCGGAGUGAAUACAUUUUAUUUUUUAAGUGAUAGUAGCAGUCAUGUGGGCUGAGAGUACCGUCUAACUUACAGGCUGUACUCUCAUCUCAUCUCUGAUAGUUAUUUUAUUUUUUUUUUCCUGAAUUUCAAAUAUAUUCAACACUUGUGUAACAAACUCUGACUUUCAUAUCUAUUCAUUGACAUGUAUACACUAUAUAUCUGCAGAUGCAUGGAGUACGUUUUACAUUAGUUUGACAUGGUGCUAUCGAGAUAUUCCUGAAGCAAGACCAACUCGACAUGCCUUAUAUGUCACCAAGUUGCAGUCGCACUAAUGAAAUGAGUUCUGCUAGCACUCUUCCCUCUGUGGGGUGUUUCAUAAAGGUGGCUCACACCUGCAGGUUUUCCAGUGCAAAAAAAAAAGCCUGCAAACUGACUGGUGAAAGGCUCGGGCUUCUAUGAACAUAUAGAUUAGCUACACUACAUGACAACAUUUGGAUUCAAAUCAUGGUGGGGAUUUGUUUCUUCAGAGGGACAGGGAAGCUGCAGAAAGAUGUCGAAUCAAAUAGUCUGGGAGUUAAAUGCAGGGAAAUCCUGGAGGAAUAUAUGUAAGAAGCUGGAGGAAAACUGGUUUAGAGGUUCGAUUCUGCAGCUCUGGCUUUUUAACAAAUGCAGGGAUUAACAGAGAACAACUGAACCUGUUAGUUUGCCCUACUGGGAGGCCUGAGUUCACGGAUUUGAAACAUGCUUUGGGUAUUUAAUGCGUACAAAAGGUUGGACUAAAGACACUAAAGAACCUGUCUGCUGGUACUUUCUGGUAGCUUUCUGUUAGGCCUGCGUUUAUGAAGGCAAAGCAUACCGACUAAAAGAAGCUAAAGGGAAAAAAAAAUAAGUCAGACUAAAGAAGAGAAGAACACAUUGCUCUUCUCUUCUUUUUUAAUCAAAAGUAUUUUAAAUACGGAAGUGGCAGCAUCAUGCCAUAUGGUUUGUGUAGUUAUUUAAUGUAAAAAAAACAACACCCAACAAAAGUUUACCCAGGAUUUCAUAGUAGAUAUUUUAAAAAGUGAUCUAGUUUAAAAAGAAACUUCAUAGUUGGGGAAAAAAAGCCUUUUUGCUUAUUAACAUUUUAUGACACAAAUUGUAAAAAAAACAAAAAACAAAAUCAAUAAAUAGAAGCCACUCUUUAUGAAACACCCAUCAUCUCACUGGUCUAGAUUUCAUUCACUCGACCCAAACAGACAAUCAGUAAAUAAUAAAGAGUCAAACAAUAGCAAGCGAGAAAUUUAAACCAGAGGCUGUCACUUCCUUAGACAUGAUUAGAAUAAAAAAAGACUUAAGAGAACUGGGUGUGGGUCACACAGCAGCAGUAUGAAGCUGGGAGAAUUCAUGAUGUGAAUGUAACUUCACAGUAAAACGCUGCAUAAUGAGGCAAAGCCAUCAACACAUGCAGGGGCGGAUCUAGAAAAAUAUUUAUGGGGUGGCAAGAGGGGGGCAGGGAUUUUUUCAGGGGUGGCAGCAUAU
Poecilia latipinna (sailfin molly) is the source of this 9605-nucleotide messenger RNA. RefSeq names its product spectrin, beta, erythrocytic (gene sptb). The transcript has 36 exons. Lineage: Eukaryota; Metazoa; Chordata; Actinopteri; Cyprinodontiformes; Poeciliidae. Gene Ontology annotation, molecular function: structural constituent of cytoskeleton; phospholipid binding; actin binding. Gene Ontology annotation, cellular component: spectrin. The record is from RefSeq and is a predicted model, not a curated record. The coding region runs from base 1 to 7473 and encodes 2490 amino acids.